Cornus florida is the source of this 621-nucleotide messenger RNA. RefSeq lists its product as uncharacterized. The record is from RefSeq and is a predicted model, not a curated record. The coding region runs from base 1 to 621 and encodes 206 amino acids. Gene Ontology annotation, molecular function: nucleic acid binding; RNA-DNA hybrid ribonuclease activity. The transcript is spliced from 2 exons. NCBI's taxonomy places the organism in Eukaryota, Viridiplantae, Streptophyta, Magnoliopsida, Cornales, Cornaceae.
AUGGAUGCAUACCGAGAAGAAGUUGAAAAAUUGACAAAGUGCUUUGAUACAAUCAAAUUUCAGCAGAUUCCUAGGGAAGAGAAUUCGAUAGCUGAUCGCUUGGCGAAUGCAACAUCCAUAGCGGAUAAAUCACUCACCAGGGUCAUCCCUAUUGAUGUCCUAGAUACUCCAAGCGUCACAAGGGGAAUAACCACCCCGAGACGUCCCACCGGCGAAACUCCUUUUUCUCUAGCUUACGGCACCGAGGCCGUAAUCCCCACCGAAGUGGUAACACCCACCAUCCGAAGCUUAGCUUGGAACCAAAAGUCAAAUAAUCAGCUUCUGGAACACAGUCUGGAUCUAUUGGAAGAAAAAAGAGAAGCUGCAGCCAUCCGGCUAGCAGCUUACCAACCGAAGAUAGCAAAUAGCUAUAACAAAAGAGUCAGAAGGAAAAGCUUCAAUCCAGGAGAUCUAAUACUCCUAAAAUCAGAAAAGUAUGUCAGCAAAUUGGAACCUAACUGGGAAGGGCCAUACCGAAUAUCAGAUGUGAUUGGAAAAAGAGCUUACAGACUUCGACACCUGGAUGGCACCGAAAUGGCUAAACCAAAGAAUGCAAUGAACCUGAAAAGGUACUUUCAAUAA